Molecule: messenger RNA, 674 nt
Organism: Nezara viridula (southern green stink bug)
Lineage: Eukaryota; Metazoa; Arthropoda; Insecta; Hemiptera; Pentatomidae
Source: the annotation of a GenBank genome assembly
AAAUAAUAUUACAGAGCCACUGUUAUGUUAGCUUAUAAACCAUUCUUUAAUUUACUUUCAAGCUGAAACUAGAUCAGGAAUCAUGUUGAUUCUCAUUGCUUUUUUUCACUUGUGCAUAACAGAUUUUGUAAAGAGCGCUACACUUCCUCCUUAUAUAGUUUUUCCAGAUGAAAGCCUUUCAGAUGAAGAUUUUGAAGUACCAGCUGAAGAUUUUAAAAGAAUAGCUGCAGAUUUUAAAGGAACAGCUGAAGAUUUUAAAAUAACAGCUGAAGAUUCAUAUCUAAUUACUGAUAUGCUUUCAUUGAAAGACGGAAUUGGUACAGCAAUAUGUCAAAUACUACGUUUCUCGAAAAGACUAUUGAAUAUCUUCAAUAGGGCCUACAAUGAUCUGGUGGGAAACCGAGGUAACUCAACCGAGCUAAACGAUAAGAUUGAAGACUUCGAUACCAAGUGCAAGGAACUAAUCGCCUACAUCGAUACCACAGCCAAUUCUACCGCAAUAAACUUGACGCAGAAAUUAGUAGUGGCAAUGAACAUAAAAUCAAUCAUAGAUGAACUGAGUAACUCAUAUUGACAUGUUAAUAUUUACAAACUGAAUAUUAUAUUAAAUAUUUGAUGUACAAAAUUAUAAUGUAAUAAAUAAAAUUUGUAAUGUUUAUUAAUUAUUCAUUAAC